Erinaceus europaeus (western European hedgehog) is the source of this 5732-nucleotide messenger RNA. RefSeq names its product OTU deubiquitinase 7B (gene OTUD7B). The record is from RefSeq and is a predicted model, not a curated record. Gene Ontology annotation, molecular function: cysteine-type deubiquitinase activity; K63-linked polyubiquitin modification-dependent protein binding; zinc ion binding. Gene Ontology annotation, biological process: protein deubiquitination involved in ubiquitin-dependent protein catabolic process; protein K63-linked deubiquitination; protein K11-linked deubiquitination. The transcript is spliced from 11 exons. Lineage: Eukaryota; Metazoa; Chordata; Mammalia; Eulipotyphla; Erinaceidae. The coding region runs from base 66 to 2618 and encodes 850 amino acids. Gene Ontology annotation, cellular component: nucleus; cytoplasm.
GUGGAGGCCUAAAUUUUGAUCUAUGUCCUCCCUACAUCAGCUGCCUGAAACUACUAAAUGAUCACAUGACCCUGGACAUGGAUGCUGUCCUGUCGGAUUUUGUCCGUUCCACAGGAGCAGAGCCAGGGCUGGCCCGAGAUCUCUUGGAAGGAAAGAAUUGGGACGUAAGUGCAGCCCUAAGUGAUUUUGAACAGCUACGCCAGGUCCAUGCCGGGAACCUGCCCCCAGCCUUUAGCGAAGGGAGUGGUGGCCCCAGGACCCCUGAAAAGGGGUUUUCGGAUAGAGAGUCUGCUCGCCCUCCCCGACCCAUCCUCCAGCGGCAGGAUGACAUCGUUCAAGAAAAACGCCUGUCUAGGGGCAUCUCCCACGCCAGCUCCAGCAUUGUUUCCCUGGCCCGGUCCCAUGUCUCCUCCAAUGGUGGGGGUGGGGGGAGCAGUGAGCACCCCCUGGAAAUGCCCAUCUGUGCCUUCCAGCUUCCAGAUCUCACUGUGUACAAUGAAGACUUCCGCAGCUUCAUCGAGAGAGACCUCAUUGAACAGUCCAUGCUGGUUGCCUUGGAACAGGCAGGGCGUUUGAACUGGUGGGUGAGUGUAGAUCCCACCUGUCAGAGGCUGCUUCCUUUGGCAACUACUGGAGAUGGAAACUGCCUCCUACACGCGGCUUCUCUUGGGAUGUGGGGUUUUCACGAUCGGGACUUGGUGCUGCGGAAAUCUUUGUACGCACUCAUGGAGAAGGGAGCUGAGAAGGAAGCAUUGAAGCGCCGCUGGAGGUGGCAGCAAACACAGCAGAAUAAGGAGGUGAUGGAGCUGACUCCUAAGUCGGGGCUGGUCUACACAGAGGAUGAGUGGCAGAAGGAAUGGAAUGAGCUGAUCAAGCUUGCCUCAAGUGAACCACGCAUGCACCUCGGUACCAAUGGAGUCAACUGUGGUGGAGUGGAGAGCUCCGAGGAGCCUGUAUAUGAGAGCCUAGAAGAAUUCCACGUCUUUGUCCUUGCCCAUGUGCUGAGGAGACCCAUCGUUGUCGUGGCAGAUACCAUGCUGAGGGACUCUGGAGGGGAAGCAUUUGCCCCCAUCCCAUUUGGGGGGAUCUAUCUGCCUUUGGAGGUCCCAACCAGCCAGUGUCACCGCUCCCCUCUGGUGCUCGCCUACGAUCAAGCCCACUUUUCGGCACUUGUGUCCAUGGAGCAGAAGGAGAAUGGCAAGGAACAAGCUGUGAUCCCACUAAUAGACUCAGAACAUAAGCUGCUGCCUUUGCACUUUGCUGUGGAUCCUGGAAAGAGCUGGGAGUGGGGCAAAGAUGAUAAUGACAAUGUCCGACUGGCCAGUGUUAUUCUGUCCCUGGAGGUCAAAUUGCACCUGCUGCAUAGCUACAUGAACGUGAAGUGGAUUCCGGUGUCCUCUGAUGCACAGGCUCCCCUGGCCCAGCCUGAGUCCCCCACAGCGUCUGCUGGAGAUGAGCCCCGGUCUACUCCCGAGUCUGGGGAGUCAGACAAGGAGUCUGUUGGCAGCAGUUCCACCAGCAAUGAGGGCAGCAAACGGAAAGACAAGUCAAAGCGAGACCGGGAGAAGGACAAGAAGAGAGCAGAUUCUGUGGCUAACAAAUUGGGCAGCUUCGGCAAAACCUUGGGCAGCAAACUCAAGAAGAACAUGGGUGGCUUGAUGCACAGCAAGGGUUCUAAGCCUGGAGGAAUGGGCCUGGGGGCAGGGGCAAGCAGUGGCAAUGAGACUCUGGAGAAGAAGAAGAAGAACUCCCUCAAGAGCUGGAAGGGUGGCAAGGAGGAGGCAGCUGGGGAUGGGCCCACAUCAGAGAAGCCCACAGCUGAGUCUGUUGGCAAUGGAGGGAGCAAGUAUAGCCAGGAGGUGAUGCAGAGCCUGAGCAUCAUGAGGAUUGCCAUGCAAGGGGAGGGGAAGUUUAUUUUUGUUGGAACCUUGAAGAUGGGUCACCGGCACCAAUAUCAGGAGGAGAUGAUCCAGCGCUACCUUGUUGAUGCUGAGGAAAGAUUCCUGGCAGAGCAAAAACAGAAGGAGGCAGAGAGGAAGAUCCUGAAUGGAGGGGUAGGGAGUGGGCCUCCUCCAGCCAAAAAGCCAGAGCCUGAUGGUGGGGCUGAGCUGCUAGCUGCUCCCCAAGCUGAGUCCAAGGCAGUGGCCUUCUCUGCUGGCUACCCUGGGGGCUUCACUAUCCCCCGACCUUCAGGGGGUGGAGUCCACUGCCAGGAACCCCGAAGGCAGUUGGCAGGGGGUCCCUGUAUGGGAGGUCUACCACCAUAUGCUACCUUCCCCAGACAGUGUCCUUCUGGGCGAGUCUACUCCCAUCAGGACAACAGCCCUGCCCUGGAGUCAGGCAGUCACCCCAAGGAUGGCAUUCAUAGAGGUCCAUUGCUACCACCCCCCUUCCGUGUGGCAGAUUCCUAUAGCAACAGCUACAGAGAGCCCCCUGAACCAGAUGGAUGGGCUGGAGGGCCUCGGGGGCUGCCCCCCACCCAGACCAAAUGCAAACAACCGAACUGCAGCUUCUAUGGACAUCCUGAGACAAACAACUUCUGCUCCUACUGUUACCGGGAGGAACUGAGGCGGCUGGAGCGGGAUCCUGGUGGGGAGCUACUAGUGCACAGGUUCUGAGCUGGGGCACCUAAGAGGGCAAGGGGCUAAACAAAGAAAGUUAAGCUCAACUGAUUGGCUCUUCAAGACCCAGCCCCAUGCAGAUGGGGCAAAUGCAGUGAGUUUGUGAGAGCCUGGCGAGGAAAUUUUCUAAGUGUGCGCGCUGGAGAGCUGCCAGGCUGACUGGAGCAGGUCAGGGCUGAAUCAGUCCUUUGCAGAUCUGACUUGAUUGGAAUGAGGAGGUGUGAGGGAGAAAAGUGGCAAUCCUGUCCUCAUGACCCAUGGGGCCCACCCUGGGGUCUGAGGAAGGUUGUAGGGCAAAGUUUGGUGGGGUGGGGAGGUGGGCAGAAAUCUGGGAGAACAGGCAAAGGAGGUUCUUAGUCAAUAAAUGAAAGACCAAAGCUCCUUUAGGAUGGGGGGUGGGUGGGGGGGGAGGCACAGAGUGGUGGAGUUGAGAGUGUGCUGGGAAACUGAGAAAUUGAACAGAUUUACUGUUGAUGUGAAUUAAUUAGAAAUUAGGAUUGGACAAACUCUUCCUCCUGAAGCCUCUGGACAAGCAGACUACUUGGUGCUUAGUAGGAGGGGCCUGAUUUAGAAGGGUGGAACUUAAGGGGAAUCCUUUCCCUCUUGAAUUUUACUUCCUUCCAAGCAGCCAUCUGGCAUUUGCUUUGGCUUGAAAGGAGGUUGUUGAUUGCUCCCUCUCUUUUCUUCAUCUUUCCUGAGGACCGACCUCACCUAAAUCAAGAGAGUCAUGAUUUUUUUUUUAACAAAGACUUUAAUUUUAUUUUUUUUUAAAAGUCUCCCUCUGGGAAGGAGAAGAGAACGAAGAGAAAAGCAGCAUGUUGACCUUUGUCCAGAUGGACUGGUGCAGAGGUGGUCUUUACUUUUAACUACUUAGCAAUAACCACACCUUGGGAACUGAGCUCAUCUUGAAAGGGCUGGGAGGAGGGCAGACCAUUCAUUGGCUAGACUGUUCUCAAAACCAAAAACCCAACUAGAGCACCACCUUCCUCUGCUGCUGCAACUUAGUUUCUGACUUUUUUUUUUUUUUUUAGGAAAAACACAAAAGACCCCAGCAAGCAAAAACAUUUUUUGUUAAGCCACAGCUGUCCUUAAUCUGUGGUUAGUUUAUUAAAAUAAUAACAAAUAAUAAAACUUUGUAAGAAGAGAUAUUUUUGAUAAUAGGACUGAUGUUGAAACAUGGGCUAGGGACUAGGGGACAAUUUUUAAAAAAGAGAAAUCUAUUUUAGUGAACUAUAACCACAGAUCACAGAUGACUCCCAACAAGUUGGUCUGCCUUUGGCUCACCCCUUACCCCUGACUAGACUCUUCUCCAGGGGUGGGGGUGGGCCUGUGGACACAGCAGGGGGAGCUCCUUUGCAUUUUGCACAAAGCACAAGUCUGGACAGCCUCUGCUCUGUCCAACACCUUUUCUAAAAGCUUUAAACCAGAUGACCUAUUCUGGACCAAUUUUCCUUUAUUUUUUUAUUUUUCUCCAGGGGAAAAAAACUAUGCAAUUGUAUACACUCCUAGGUUCGUGUGAAGAAGGGGAAGGGAAAUAAGUAUACUUAAGUGUCUGGAGUGUUAACUGGGGCUAUUUUUCUGUGUUUGGAGCUAUAUACUCAUCUUCCACCCCACUGUAUGUAAUCCCCACAUUUGAUGGGAGGCAGACAUAGGCCAGCUGGGUGGAUGUGUGUUUGCUUCUGUUGCUUCUGCCCAAUCAGGAAAGUUGUCAUCCUAUUUCCCCUUGGGAGCCAAGCCAACCAAGACUGUCCUUUUCAUUGGAACAGCUCAGUUCAGAAAGAUUCUCCUCAACAAACAGGAAAGUCACUUGCUUUCCACAUCUGAUUUAAUAAUUUGAUUUAAUAAUUUCCUAUGACUAUUAACUCUUCGGCUGUUGUUUGAAAAGGGACAUAUUCAGGAAGCAGGAAAGUCAUAGGAAGAGCUGUCUAGUUUCUGGGCAUAGCUGGCACUAGGCUGAGACAAGCACUCCCCCAUGGGUAUAGAUUUAAGAGGGUACUAAAACUUGAUAAUCAAGAUCAAUGCUGUUCUAAUGCAGUAUUAAAAAAAAAAAAAAAAACCCUUGAUGCACAAGAUUAUUUUUAACCAGAUCACUGCUCAUCUCUAGCUUAUGGUGGUGCUGAGUUGAACCUGGGACUUCUGGUGCUUUAGACAUGACAGUUUGUUGUGUGUAACACUGUGAUACAUUUUAGUUAUCUCUGGAGCUUCACUACUCCAGGCUGACUUUUUCAAAUAGAGACAGAGACAGAAGGGCAAAGACAUUACAGCAUCAAAGCAUUCUCCAUUGUGACAAGGGCUGGGCUCCAAUCUGAGCCACACAUGGCAAAGCAGAUGCGCUAUCUUGAUGAGCCAUUUUACCAGCCCCAAAAUAUCAAAAUCUUCAAGAGAGGAUCCAGCAGGACUGGAGUUAGGGUGGGGGGAGGCUGAAUUAAGUGAACAAAUACUAAGUUGAAUUCUGUAUUUAGCAUGUUGCUAUUAUGUUCAUCGUGAAUUGUUUAAAGGAAUGAUUUAUUAAUGAGAAAACUAGAGCAUCACUCUGGCAGCUUUGAUGUUGAGGAUCCAGCUCAGAAGCCCAUGCUUUCAAGUCCAACACUAUCCACCUUGCCACCUCCCCAGGCUGCUAUUAGGAAUUUUUUGCCUUAGCUUGGAUCUUCAAAAAACGUGUUUCAAUAGUAUCUUGCCUACUGAGUUUAUUGGCACCCCCAACAUUUUUUGCCCAAAUUGAGUGCCUUGCUCACUUCACUGUUUCUGGGUUAGAACCUCCACCUCCAAACCAACACCCAAACAGCAGGUGGCUCAGAUACACACCUUGCAUUUGCACACCUCACCUUUUAGCAUCUGUAUCUUAGGGUUCUGGCCUGGACCAAUAGGAACAGAAACAGACCAGGGUUUUUCCCAGAGAAUAAAACCAGGAAAGUUUUGAUUCUUCACUGGACUGCUGUGUUUAGAUUUGAUCUGUUACUAGAUUCUAGUUGAUACUUUUGCUUUUAAAAACAGGACGAAUGAACAAAAACAAAUCUUGUGUCGUUUGUUUUGCUUUGAUUUUUAUAAAUUAAUCCUAAUGUUGGUUGACCUCUUCAAAUAAAAGUUUUUAGGGGGUAACCUAAGGCUGAA